GCUGGCAGCGGGGCUGGGAUGGGACGGGAAGAGGCCGGGGGCAGGGAGCGAAGUUCUGCACGCUCGGAGGAAGCGUGAGCAGCACUGCCCCCCGAGGGACAGCUGCCGCGGGCGGGGCACGGUGCAGCCGCGGCACCAACAUGGGCACUGCUGUGGGACUGCAAUCUGCUGGGAGGAAAAGGACUCUGGGCUCUCCUGGAACCUACCUGGGCAUCACUGCCAUCACAUGGGGCAUGGUGCUGUGGGUGCAGGUGGGUGCCUGGACCUACCACUACAGUGACCAAGGGGACUACACAUGGGAGCAGGCCAGGAAUUUCUGCCAGACCUUCUUUACUGACCUGGUGGCCAUCCAGAACCAGCAGGAGAUCGAGUACCUCAACAAGAGUCUGCCCUUCCAUGGGCGCUACUACUGGAUUGGCUUACGCAAGCUGGGUGGCAUCUGGACCUGGGUGGGCACUGGGAAGGCGCUGUCCAAGGAGGCAGAGAACUGGGCACUGGGGGAGCCCAACAACCGCCGCUCCAACCAGGACUGCGUGGAGAUCUACAUCCAGCGGCCACAGCAGGCUGGCAAGUGGAACGAUGAGCCCUGCAACCGGAAGAAGAAGGCGCUGUGCUAUCGGGCCUCCUGCCAGCCCUUCCUGUGCAGCCAGCAUGGUGAGUGUGUGGAGACCAUUGGGAGCUACCGCUGCAAGUGCUACCCUGGCUUCCAUGGCCCUGAGUGCACGGAUGUUGUGCAGUGUGCCAAGCCGGAGCCGAAGGGAGUGCUCGUGAACUGCAGUCAUCCCUACAGAGACUUCAGCUACAACUCCACCUGUGAGUUCAGGUGCCCUGAGGGGUUUGAGCGGCAAGGGGCGGACAUGCUGCGGUGUCUGCCUUCCCAGGAGUGGUCAGCAAACAUCCCCACCUGCACAGCCGUCACCUGCCCGGUGCUCAGUGCUCCAGAAAAGGGAGAGCUGAACUGCUCCCACCUCCAUGGGGACUUCACCUUUGGCUCCACAUGUGCCUUCUCCUGCCAGAAAGGGUUUGUGCUGAUGGGGCCAGAGAGGCGUGAGUGCACAGCCACAGGGACAUGGACAGAGGAUGCCCCACACUGUGAAGCCAUUGCCUGUCCAGUGCUCAGUGCGCCAGAAAAGGGAGAGCUGAACUGCUCCCACCUCCUUGGCAACUUCGCCUAUGGAUCUGUGUGUGCCUUUUCCUGCCAGACAGGAUUUGCCUUGGUGGGGCUGCAGAGCCAUGAGUGCACAGCCUUGGGGACUUGGACUGGGGACACACCACACUGUGAAGCCAUCACCUGUCCAGUGCUGAGAGCUCCAGAAAAGGGAGAGCUGAACUGCUCCCACCUCCAUGGGGACUUCACCUUUGGCUCCACGUGUGCCUUCUCCUGCCAGACAGGGUUUGUGCUGAUGGGGUCAGACAGUCGCAAGUGCACAGCCACAGGGACCUGGACAGGGGAUGCCCCACGCUGUGAAGCCAUCAAAUGCUCAGCACUGACCACCCCCAAGAUGGGCCAGGCUGCCUGCUUCCAUCUCCAUGGGGACUUCACCUUUGGCUCCACGUGUGCCUUCUCCUGCCAGGCAGGGUUUGUGCUGAUGGGGCCGGAGAGCCGUGAGUGCACAGCCCUGGGGACCUGGACUGGGGACCCCACACAUUGCAAAGCCAUCAGCUGCCCAGUGCUGUCCCCCCCCAGCAGAGGCCAGCUGAGCUGCUCUCAUGUGCAUGGGAACUUCACCUACAACUCCACAUGCAUCUUUUCCUGCGAGGAGGGGUUUGUUCGGAUGGGAGCAGAGAUGCUUCAGUGUGAGGCCACGGGGAACUGGACUAGGGAUUCCCCUGUCUGUGCAGAGGAUGGUGCCUUCGUAAAGCAAGUCCUGGCUUACAGCAGCGGCGCAGCCCUGGCAGUAGCUGGUCUUGUGCUCUCUGGGGGGCUCAUUGCCUUCCUUGCCAAGAGACUCAGUGACAGAGAGGAGAAGAGGAAGCUCCUGAAACCCACCAGUGACCUGGGAGCGCCAGGCACCUUCACCAACUCAGCAUAUGAUGCCAACCUGUGAGCCUGCCUGACACUGAAAUCCACCAUGUCCCCCAGGGUUGCAGGCCCAGCAGGAGCUGCUGCCGGAGCACAGAGGGACUCCAUGCCUGUGGUUGUAGCCUGGACCAGAGCUGCCCCUGGACACUGCCGCCAUGUUGCAUGUGCAGCAUUCUCCUGGGAAGGGGAGCUGCCGCCAGUGCAGGCAGCUGGAGACCCACCAGAGGCCAAGAGCUGGGGGCAGCCUGCCACCCAGCCCUUGGACAUUCCCCCACCAGGAAUUUGGACACGCCCCAAUAGCUGCUCCACUCACGCUUCCGCCAAUGAGCUUGUGUCAGCAGGGGCUGAAUAAACGCCUUAGUCUAA
Molecule: messenger RNA, 2389 nt
Organism: Serinus canaria (Common canary)
Lineage: Eukaryota; Metazoa; Chordata; Aves; Passeriformes; Fringillidae
Product: P-selectin-like
Exons: 14
Coding region: 141-2048 (635 amino acids)
Biological process (GO): response to cytokine; heterophilic cell-cell adhesion; leukocyte tethering or rolling
Cellular component (GO): external side of plasma membrane; membrane
Molecular function (GO): sialic acid binding; oligosaccharide binding; calcium ion binding
Source: RefSeq, a predicted model, not a curated record